AUGCCUUCUACCAAUCCUCCAUCAAUUGGGAUCGCAAGCCCCGCCAAUGGGUGUGGACCUGAUGAGCCGCUGGGGAUACUACUUCAAUCGCUCGGCGCUGCAGAGGCUGGACAGGCUGGGACUGAAGAGGUAGCACCCAGCGAGGGCGCUCGGCGAGAUACCCAGGAGACUGGUCAAAUUGGAAUUGACAAUGGAGCACCAGGUGUCGCAGCAGAAGCAGACUGGGGACAGUCUGUCUUCUCCAAGAUAUUCUAUGCGGCCAGUCUCCAAGGCAUGGAUGACGCUUACCGGGCUAUCAGAGUCAAUCCAGAGCAUGUUGCAGUGGUGAGCUUAACCCAAGCUCAUCUUGCGACUGAGUGUCGCAAGCAAGUGUCGGCUGCCUUCGAAUCGGGCGAUAAGGAAGCCUUGCUUCAACUCAUUCAUGAAUUAGGUGACAAGGUCGUCUCGCAACUCGACCUCGCGCAUAAGUGGCAUGUCGUCGAGAGCCUUUCGCAUUUGUCCCACCGUGACCAUGAACGCCUUGCGCAAUGUUUCGCCACGGAGAACGUCGUCGACGAUGAGUGGACUGACCAGAAUGGGGAGUGGAAAAAGAUGCAUCGCAAGCCGAGAGUUGAGGAUUUGGCACGAUCUAUCACUUUGCCUAUUAUUAACAACGACCGGAUUCCCUCGUGGCUGAUGUGGCUGUUCCCCGUUGAAGAAGUCCAAAUCGGCCCCGAGGUGGGAAAUCGGGUGCAAACCGCAGGGUUGGUCAGGACCUUGACAACGUCGUUUAUCCUGGGAGCUAGUAUCGUAAUCGGGACACCUAUUGUUGUUCUGGCGACAGAAGCUUUUCCAAAGCCGGCGAAUAUUUCUGUUCUCGCAGGUUCAGCUCUUGUCUUUUUUCUCUUACUCGUCUGGUGGUUACCGGAACAGGACAGUGACCACCUACUACUUUAUGUGCUUGCCUACCUGGCUGUUCUCGUUAAUGUUAACGUUGGUGGGAAUUGA
Clonostachys byssicola is the source of this 987-nucleotide messenger RNA. The record is from the annotation of a GenBank genome assembly. Lineage: Eukaryota; Fungi; Ascomycota; Sordariomycetes; Hypocreales; Bionectriaceae.